AUGGCUAAAGCUGAAGAGCAAGUCUAUCCUGGGAAAACUAAAUCAACUAUUCAGUUCAUAAGUGGUCGGAGUGAGGUUUCACGCCCAUCUAUGACCAUACGUGUUAGAGACAUCUACAGCCCUAAGCCUCAGCCUGAAAGGAAACCAGUUCCAAUACGACCCCCCAGCCCAAAACCUGCUCCCCCCAGGAGACCGGAGCUCCACAAAAGCCUGUCUUGUGAGCCGGAGCCCAAGCCUAUCAUGAGGAGGCGUGCCCGGUCUCUGCCAUCUGCCGGUGACCAGAAGACCUCCAGGCAUAUGCAAGUCCGCUUUGUUGACUCACUGGGGCUGGAGCUUGAAGAUGUGAAGUUUUUCAAAGCUGGCGAGGAGCCCCGGAUACCGGCUCAUGUCAUCACGAGGCUUCUUAUUAGCUCUGAACUGGCCUUUGGAAAGAAUUUAGAGUUAUCCCUACCCUACUUCAAGCCAUGCUUCCCUGAAAAUAUGUCAACACAACCAGACUUCCUGAAGCGCUUGUCUCAUCAGAAAGUGUGUUUGGAGCAGAUUCUGUGUUCGGAACUGGGCAUUAUUGGCACUGCCCAAGUUUUAAACUUGGCCUUUGAGAAAGAGGUCAUAGCACGUUACUCAUUCACAGACUGGAAAAGUUAUGGAGAUUCAAAAGCAAGUUGGGUGACUACUGUCCACAGAGACGGGGACAUUGUUCCAGAAUCUGACGUCUUUCGCUUUCGCCUACCUGUGCCCCCUUUUAUCCUGAAACCAGGAGCCCACCUAGAGUUUGCCCUAUGCUUUUGGAGCAGAGGCAAAGACUACUGGGACAACAAUCAGGGACUCAAUUAUAAACUAGAGUGCCACAAUUACAAGCUGAUUGUGCCAAAAGAGUGUGAGGAUACCAUGGUGCACUUUACAUGA
Messenger RNA from Chanos chanos (milkfish), 906 nucleotides. RefSeq names its product protein phosphatase 1, regulatory subunit 3Db (gene ppp1r3db). The record is from RefSeq and is a predicted model, not a curated record. Gene Ontology annotation, biological process: regulation of glycogen biosynthetic process. The transcript has a single exon. Bases 1 to 906 code for a protein of 301 amino acids. Lineage: Eukaryota; Metazoa; Chordata; Actinopteri; Gonorynchiformes; Chanidae. Gene Ontology annotation, cellular component: protein phosphatase type 1 complex. Gene Ontology annotation, molecular function: protein phosphatase 1 binding; glycogen binding.